AUGGAUCCACUCACUGCGUUGAGUUUAGUAGCCAACAUCAUAGCAAUCGUCGACGUGUCUGCGAAACUGGUACAUACCACCUGGCAACUGGCCCGCACAGGCGCCAAAAUUGAGCACAUCGAGGUUGAAGAACAAACAAAGCUGGUCGAAAACCAAGUAGCAAGUCUCAGACCUGGAUUGAACGUCAAAGACGCCGAUCUAUCGCGGGAUGACCAGCAAUUGAUACAAUUGUGUGAGCAAAGCAGGAGUGUCUCGGGCCAGCUCCUCAAGAUGCUUCGAAGCUGCAAAGCCCGCAACGGAGGUGGCAAAGUCUCACUUGAUGCUUUCAUCCUCGCUAUUAAGAGUGAAUGGAAGGAUGAGGCAAUCAAAGACCUGCAGGAAAGGCUAGAAAGAAUCGACAUCAAAGUACACAGGCUCCUUGCACAUCAGUAUCAGAGCAGGAUCCUGAUCAAGGUAGAAAGCCUGGAACGAAAGUUCCAGACAUUGGGAACGAGUCGUGCUUCUGAGUUUCGAGAGAUUGAAAAGGCGAUCAAGGACCUUGGAAUGUCUGUCACGGGGCACGGUAAGUCUGACGUCCAGCAAAUGUUAAAAGCCGCCGGAAGGGGAGGCUUGGCAAAGGAGUUUGCCAUUCAAGCUGGGAUACUAGAGCAGCUCAGAUUCGAAGAGGUUGAUCGUCGGUUUGAGGAACUGGAGCAGCGACCCAGCCAUGAUAAAUCAUAUUUGUGGCUCGACAAAAGCUAUAAUGGAGCCAGGAAAGCUGGACGAGAUCCCGCCAACUUCGAAACGUGGCUGACCUCGUCUGAGAAGCUCUAUUGGAUCUCUGGAGUCCCAGGUUCUGGCAAAUCAACGCUGAUGAAGUAUCUCUAUUCGAGCCACAGGACCAAGGAGUUGCUUGCAGACUGGACGGGAAGCAAAAGACUUCUCAUUGCAGCGUACUUCUUCUGGGAGGUGGGCAAGGUUGCUUUACUGAGAACGCAGGAAGGGUUACUACGAACUCUUCUGUUCCAGAUUCUGAGGCAAUGCCCUGAAUUGAUUUCCAAAGUGUACGCCGAUCUCUGGCUACUCUUUAGCGAUGCGACAGCCAAUAGUCAAGAUUCCUUGACCACCUUUGCAGGCUCUCAAGUUUCGCUAUCGGUGCGCCAUCUACUUGAGAAGAUGAAAGAGUGUUGCUAUUGCAUCGCUCAUCGUGGCCAUUGUCUCUUUCUCGUCAUCGAUGGCUUGGACGAGUAUGGCGGCAAGCCSGGCGACAUUAUCCAAUUGAUGAGUAUACUCACGGAAUUACCAAGUGUGAAGAUCUGUGUAUCCAGUCGACCGGACAAUGCAUUCAUGGACGCAUACAGUAGUAUGACCAGCAAGGUAUUCAUGGAACACUUCAACGAGCCAGACAUAACGGCCUUUGUCCGCGAUCGACUCGAGAGUCACGCUCUAUUCGAGCAAGAUGAAGAUAGAGAUACUCUAGGUGCUGAUCUCAUCAACCGGGUGGUAGACAACUCAAAUGGAGUGUUCCUGUGGGUUCGUCUUGUAGUGGACGAUUUGGAAGAAGGAUUGACAGAUCGCAAUACCAUCCUGCAGCUACAGAGACGGCUCGAUCGACUACCAACGGAGCUGGAAAACUUUUACGACCAUAUGCUGAACCGUGUACAUGGAGAUUACCGGGCAGACUCAGCCAGCAUGUUGUUGGCAACGUAUCAUGCACAUGACUUGCUCUCUCCCUUGGCAUUGUGGUUCAUCAGCGAAGGAUCCAUGGAGCUAGGAGACGACUACCAGACAAAGCCCAUCGACUCCCGGACGAACCACAAACGACGCAAUCAGAUGGACUUCAGGCUGCAGAGUCAUAGCAGAGGUCUUUUGGUAACCCAGGACUUGCCGCUAGCUUCUGCCCGUGCUGUAGCGCUUCCUUCAAGUUCACUUUUUGGGCAAAAGGUGAACUUCUUGCAUCGCACGGUACGAGAGUUCCUCGAUCGAGCGCACGUCAAAGAACGUCUCCACGACUGGAGACCAGAUGAUUUCGAAGUAGACAAGCUUAUAUGUCAGGCUAUCCGCGCUGAGAUAAGAGGUUCUCCCACCGAUCCUGGAUACUUCACCCCUGACGGUCCAAUAUCAGGCUUGAUCGGCAUCUUUGACUUCCAUUGCAAGAAGUUGCAUGCAGAUAUGUCACGAAGGACCGUAGCCGAAGGCUUGCAAACUAGCCUCACGGCGAUCUUGUUAUCUCAGUACCAGGUCAAUAGACAUUCUCUGAAAUCUGCGACUAUCGCCGAUAUCAAGAUGCAUGUGGAUUGUUCUCGAAGGGCGCAGUCGAUGCCGAUAAGAGCAGGAACGUUUCGUUCAGCACAAAGCUUGGAGCUGUCGUUGAGGAAAGAGAAACCCAACUGGAGGARGCGGCUGUUCGGGAGCUAG
Messenger RNA from Ramularia collo-cygni, 2397 nucleotides. RefSeq lists its product as uncharacterized. The transcript has a single exon. Bases 1 to 2397 code for a protein of 798 amino acids. Lineage: Eukaryota; Fungi; Ascomycota; Dothideomycetes; Mycosphaerellales; Mycosphaerellaceae. The record is from RefSeq and is a predicted model, not a curated record.